Messenger RNA from Lathyrus sativus (Indian pea), 450 nucleotides. NCBI's taxonomy places the organism in Eukaryota, Viridiplantae, Streptophyta, Magnoliopsida, Fabales, Fabaceae. The record is from the annotation of a GenBank genome assembly.
AUGGGUGUUCUUGAUAAACUAUCAGAUUACUUCUCUGUGUCUCUGUCACCAACAAGGGGAAAGAAACGCAAACCAAUGCAGACAGUUGAAAUAAAGGUGAAAAUGGACUGUGAUGGUUGUGAAAGAAGAGUUAGGAAUUCUGUUGCUUACAUGAAAGGUGUCAAGGAAGUGGAGGUAAAUAGAAAGCAAAGCAAGGUGACAGUUAGUGGCUAUAUUGACCGAAACAGGGUGCUAAAGAAAAUACUCAACACUGGAAAAAGAGCAGAGUUUUGGCCUUAUGUUCCAUAUAAUUUGGUGGCUUAUCCUUAUAUAUCACAAGCAUAUGACAAGAAAGCACCUGCUGGUUAUGUUAAGAACUCAAUGCAAGCACUUUCUAGUCCAAAUGCUAUGGAUGAGAAACUUACUAAUCUUUUUAAUGAUGAAAACCCUAAUGCAUGUUCUAUUAUGUAA